UAACGAGCAGCAGUGUGUGAAUGUGGCAGCCGAGGUAGACAGGGAGGGGUAGAUAGAGUGACCACACCGGGCUUUUUGUCUUUUUUCCUUAUUUUUCUUUUCUUGCGGAACCGAGUGUUUAUAGUUUACAUCCCGCCGCGGUUGUAAACUUGUUUGUGGGGCAGAAAACCGGGCCGCCGCUGCUUUUCUCCGGGACUAACGGCUGUCGUUGUGAAAACAGUCCAGAAGAAAGAAGGGAGACGGAGAAACAACAUGGGGCGAUAAUAAUAAAAAAGGUGUUGUGAGCCGACGAUGACUCUCUGGGAGGACCCGUGAAGCUUAUUUAUUUUUAUUUAUCCCCCCCCUCUUCCCUUUCCCUUGUCUUUUGUUUUAUUUUUAAAAUCUCUCCUCCCCUUGCUAGUUUGGGAGACAGUUUUUUUUUUAAAGCAAAAGGGACCGGGACACGUUACGAGAGGACCGAAGGAUGGACCAAGCCGGUAUCCUGAGAAAGUUUAUCCAGGGGGUGAGGACCAUGAGCGAGGGGGACGAGGAGAGGGGAGAGGACAACUUCGGCAGCGACUUUAUGCGGUUACGGCGGUUAUCAACCAAGUACCGGACAGAGAAGAUCUACCCCACCAACAUCGGAGAGAGGGAGGAGAAUGUCAAGAAGAACAGAUAUAAAGAUAUACUUCCAUUUGACCACAGUAGGGUGAAGCUGGCAUUAAAAACAACCAAUCAGGACACAGAUUACAUCAAUGCUAACUUCAUUAAGGGUAUGGAUGGCCCAGAGGCCUACAUUGCAACUCAGGGCCCACUGCCAAACACUGUCAUCGACUUCUGGAGGAUGAACUGGGAGUACAAUGUAGCUGUUAUUGUAAUGGCUUGUCGAGAAUUUGAGAUGGGAAGGAAAAAAUGUGAGCGGUAUUUCCCGCUGCUCAGGGAGGAGCCCAUGAGUUUCGGCCCCUUUAGAAUCUCCUGUGAAUCAGAACAGACCCGAACAGACUACUAUAUCAGGACGUUGGUGGUGCAGUAUGAAAAUGAAACUCGGAGAAUAACUCAGUUCCAUUAUAUAAACUGGCCAGAUCACGACGUCCCCUCAUCAUUCGACUCCAUACUGGACAUGAUUGGACUAAUGCGAGAAUACCAAGAGAAUGACGACGUCCCUAUCUGUGUGCACUGCAGUGCAGGCUGUGGGAGGACGGGUGCUAUCUGUGCUAUCGACUACACAUGGAACCUCCUCAAAGCUGGGAAAAUUCCAGAAGAUUUUAAUGUUUUCCGGUUGAUCCAAGAGAUGAGGACACAGCGACAUUCUGCAGUUCAAACAAAGGAGCAGUACGAGUUAGUUCACAGAGCAAUUGCUCAGCUUUUUCAGAAACAGCUACAGCUGCUGGAGAGUCCCACCAACACGCAGAUACACGAUGGCAUGGAUGAAAGCAGUCUGGACAAAGCAAGCCACCAGUCAAAUGAUGAAAGAUGGGACACUCCACCUCCAAAACCUCCCCGUAUACGCAGCUCCCUGGCAGAAGGUGACGUUAAGGAGGAGAUUCUUCAGCCCCCGGAGCCUCACCCAGUACCUCCCAUUCUGACCCCGUCUCCCCCCUCAGCCUUCCCCACCGUCACCAACGUACGGCAGGACAACGACCGCUACCAUCCCAAACCUGUCAUACACGUCCUCGCUACGGCACAGCACAACGUGACACAGAAAAAGGACACGGACCAGCAGCAGAACCAGUCAGAGCCCAGUCCAAACAAGCAGACCAGCCCGUCGGAGCAGAAAGACCAGGACCUGCUAAGCCGUAAGCAGCAGACUCAUGUCUCAAAUCUGGAUCUCAAUGACAACUACAACAACAAAUUGUCUUCAACAUCGACAAAGUCCGAAUCAGGCCAAAGCCAAACUCCCUCGUCGCCCCUCUCCCCCGUCGUUGAAUGUUCUGGUGCUCCUCGGAUCGAGAGGAAGCUCAGCAUUGAGAUUAAAAAGGUGCCGUUGCAGGAAGGACCUCGUAGCUUUGACACCUCCUCCUCCAUGGGAGUAGCGAGCGGCACCAGUUCAAGCAAUAGCAGCUGCGCUCUGCAAAGAGGCCACGCUUUCAAAGCUCGCUCUGGUCAGUCCCUGCUGACGUCCAGCUCCUCGCUGUCGGAGGAUUCGGGCACUGAGGGAGGAGCAGGAGGAUGUGGGGAGAGUCAUGCAGAUGGAGGCGUCCUGACCAGACCGAACCACCUCCCUGUGAAGAGCAGCGAGAAGAGCGACGCUCAGGGAGGAGACCUGAAAGCCGGCCACGCAUCCUGGACUCAGCCCUGCAACAGCCCCGAAAAACUCUUCCCCAAGACCUCCUCCUCCUCUUCCUCCUCGGACCGUGUCGCUCCAUCCUCCUCUUCCUCCUCCCACCUCUCCUCCUCUUCCUCCUCCUCCUCCACCCCUGUUAGGACUGCCCUGAGCUUCACCAACCCCCUGCACUCGGAUAACUCCGACGAGGAGGGGAACGGAGAGAUGUCUGGAGGAAAGGAGGGAUACCGUACAAGUGUAUCCACGGCAACGGCCAUGGUAACCACACCCCCCCACCAAGGAGACCAGCAGCUGGUCAGGAAGGUGUUGCCUUUGUCACUUGCUGGACAGAGCACGCCGUCACCCUCUGCAACUCCAACAAACUGCUGGGACAGCGACGACUCCCCUCCCCCCCUCCCUGAGAGAACCCCCGAGUCCUUCAUACUGGCCACAGACCCUUUGGACAUGAAAACGUCCGCCUCAGCCGAAUGGAGCAGUUCACAUAAAGAUGUGUCAGAUUGUGUCAACAAGACAUCUCCAGCUGACCCUGCAUCUACUGGCACCACAGCAACAGACAGCAAGGCAGAGCUCGGUGGGGUUCGGUAACCGCUGCAUUCAGCCCAAAGGCCCUCGAGAACCCCCCCUGGAGUGGACAUGAUGGAACAAUCCGUCUUCCCGCCCGCCCUUGUCAGGAAAUGGACUCUACCGAUCUCACCUGGCUGGUCCAAAAACCAAGUUGAUAGAUGCCCUGCAGACAAACAGCACAUAUUUACACAGAACCUCCUUCUGUGUAACUCUGUGCCUCUUCAUCUACUCUUCCUCCUCCUUCAAAGUGCCACUGUGCAAAGCCGGACAGUUACCGCUUGAGAGACUCGCCCAUUGUAGAACAAAGCUCACGUUUUCCUCCUCAGCUCGCUGAUGGCAGAGGGUUUCUCUAGAUGCUGACCGUGGAUCAGUCUGGCUAUUUUCCUUUUUAAUGGUUAAAGCAUAAUUCCUGUGUUUUCAUUGUUUUUGGCCACUUAAGAUUAAACUAAGAAAGGGUCUAGUUCUCUCCCUGAACUAUAGACACUUCAAGAAAAUUGUCCUUUCUUUGGCUAGAAGAGAGAUGUAGGUGUGACUCUUAAUAAAAAGUGUUCAGCUUGAAUGCGUUUCAUGCCAAAUCAGAAGAAAGUAUCCUUUUUGUUCAAAUCAGGAAUUGUCUUUAAUCAGAAAAUCUACUGUGGGAGGCGAGAGAUUUAACUAAACUCCCAGAAGUUGUCUGCUGCCUCCUACUGAAUGAACAACAAUCUUCAAAGCGAACUUAGAUAAUCUGUUACCCAUGAUGCAACCUUUUCUGUUGGAUAUGUACAGGUUGCCAGGGUGCUCUCUCUCUCUCUAUCUCUUUAUAAUCUCUCUCUCCCUCUUCCUAUGUGCUGGUGCUACAUUACAAAGGAUCAGCAUAGAAACAGAAGUGCUAGAACUGACUGUUACCAACAUUCACCCGUUCCUCACCUUUCCCAUAGGAUUUACUCCUGUGUUAGCUGAAGUAAUACCAGCUCUAGUAUUUUAAAUUUCUAUGCUUUGAGUCAUGGGCUAACACAGUUUGGUCAUUGCAAUCUUCAGUCAAACAGGCUGUGUGUGUGUUUUUAGGGGAGAUAUGUAGCUGGAGCCAGUAGGUAGUUACCUUAAUUUACACUGGUUUUUCCAGUUUUCAUUCUAAGCUAACAGGCUGCUUUGUGUUUACUAUACAGACAUGAGAUUUCUCAGCAAGACAGAAAAGAAAUGCGUUGUUUGUGUUAAACAUCUGCUCAUACCGUGGCAGUGGAUAGGAGACCAAAGAGCAGUGUUCCCUCUCAAAUAAGCUAAUCUGAAUCAUUUUUCGGAGGCCCAGCUAGUAGGAAAAUCAGAAGGGACGUCAGUUGUGUAGAGGAAAUAUGUCUGUUCUUUUUCUGAUCAGUGUCAUGACCCUCAACUCUGAAGACUCUGGCCCCCAAAAUUUCUACAUUUUCUGUUCUUUAUUGGAAUCACAUCAGAGGUGACGUGACUUUAAAGACGUCGGUAAUGACCAAACUGGUCAGCUCUGUGACUCUCACUCUCACUGCUGCGACCAUGAGCCUGCCUUAGUCUGCCUCUCAGAGAAGACAGCCAAUGACAACCCUCCUUAAUUUGUCUUCUCCUUCGACUUCUUUUCUCUUUGUGUUUCUGGCUUCUCUCGGUCUUUACUUCAGACUCCUUUUCGCUGUUUUUUUUUUUUUUUUUGUUUAUUUGUUUUGUUUUGCUGUUGUCGUCUUUUCUUUCCGUUCUCUCGUUGGUGAGGCCCUCAGAUGAACAACCGUGAGAGUUUUUAAUUUCAGCAGCUCACCUCAGUGUUUCGGAGUAUGAAUGUUACACAUAACCUGAAACACUUGAAAUCUGAAACCUGGGACUCGACACGUUCACCGCUCCUCUGAACACCGGACUUGUUUUGGUUUCUCAUCUGACAGCUUGUUGUUCUUUCACCUGCUUCUGAGACAAUGAUCCAACAAGACAACAGCAGCUUAGGGACCCAGGACUACUGUUUUAUCCUUUUCCUUAACUUCUCCUUCAUUAGCUACCAUAACUAUAUAGUAUAUGCAUUGUUUUAUAAAGAUAAAGAACUGUACAGGGCAGUUUAGGUAUAUAAUAUUUCAGAUGUUUUUUGGUUUUUUUUUGCUAUCUCUUAAAUGUUCCUAUUAACAGAAGAUGUAAGAAAGUCAGUGCAUGAUGAUGAUGAUGAUGAUGAUUCCUCCCCUCUACACAAUGUUUUUCCUUCAAACUGUAAAUUAUUCUGCUACCCUUUUGUUUUUGCUUCCGGCAAAUAUUUCAGGGUUGUUUUAUUUUUAUGUUCGAAUUAUAUGCUUAACAGAUUGAGGGAAAAAAAACAAAACAAAUAUUGUUUUAAUUGGUUGGCAGAGGAAAAGCGUAGACUGCCAGCCGGCCCCCUUUCAGAUAACUACAACAGGCUCUGAAUAAGAUUGUAAUAAUAAUAUUGAUGAUGAUGAUGAUAAUAAUAAUAAUAAUAAUAAUAAUAAUAAUAAUAAUAAUAAUAAUAAUAAUGGUCGUUUUUUGUAAAUGGUAUUUUAAAAGUUAUUUUUGUAUACGCGGUUGUUUGUUGCGUCACAAGUCCACUGCCCAACCCCGACCUGAAACCCCGAUUUCUCUCUUCUCCCGUCUCUUUCCAUGUUUUUCAUUUUAUUUAGUUUUUUCUUUUUGCUCUUUCAGUAAAAACUUACAACUGAGAUGGAGCAUUUCUUGUUUUUCUCUCCUCUUGCUUCCUUCUUACUUAACUUGCUGCUUUCUUUCUUUCUUUUGACAAAACACAAAAGAAGCGACAGUCUUUUUAACUUUCUCACUUGGUUUGCCUCCAUCUCUUUCUCUUUUUCGCCCCCUUCAACCCUCUAUCCUCAUCCACCCACCCACCUACCUCCCCCACACUCAAACUAGCCUCGAUCUCAGAAAAGAGCCCACCUGUGCCUUUAAGAGAGAGCCCGCCCUCCCCUGCUCCCCUGUCCUCCAAUCAUCAUUAGUGGCGUGAGCGACGUGAUUCGCUGCUGCUUGCUCAUCACCUCCUGUGGGACUCUCAUUCAGCCACGCCCUCCUGCCCCCUCCUCCCCUCACACAUAAACACACACAUGCAAACACACACACCCACACACAAUGUUUGUAUGUUGCAGAAAUCAAUCAGUAAAAAUGAACAUUAAGUAAAGACAA
Messenger RNA from Amphiprion ocellaris (clown anemonefish), 5950 nucleotides. RefSeq names its product protein tyrosine phosphatase non-receptor type 12 (gene ptpn12). Gene Ontology annotation, molecular function: non-membrane spanning protein tyrosine phosphatase activity. Bases 464 to 2848 code for a protein of 794 amino acids. The transcript has 18 exons. The record is from RefSeq and is a predicted model, not a curated record. Gene Ontology annotation, biological process: peptidyl-tyrosine dephosphorylation. NCBI's taxonomy places the organism in Eukaryota, Metazoa, Chordata, Actinopteri, Pomacentridae. Gene Ontology annotation, cellular component: nucleus; cytoplasm.